Arctia plantaginis is the source of this 2400-nucleotide messenger RNA. The record is from the annotation of a GenBank genome assembly. NCBI's taxonomy places the organism in Eukaryota, Metazoa, Arthropoda, Insecta, Lepidoptera, Erebidae.
AUGGAUCAUAAUAUUAAUAGUGUACUAAUGAGUGCCUGCUUGGGUUAUAAUUCCGAUGAAACUCAAGAUGAAAGUAAAGAUGAAACGAUUUUACAAGAUAUCAUCGAAGACACACCCCAAAACAGUCCAACUUCGUGCAUGACAAACUGUACUCAAUUGGACAAGAAAAAUAGUGCCGCAAUAAAAGUAAAGAAAAUUCUGCUUUACAGCAGUCAACAAACCCGAGUAUGUAGUCCAUUAAUGCAUCCCGCUUUUAAACCAUUCACGCCCGAAAAUUUUGCCGAUAGAUCUAGCUAUGAAACUGGUGAGCGUAGCAUUGUUGCCCCAGUGGACCUUCGUUUAACACUUAGCAUGACUAUGAAAAAUGGUGAACGGCUUGUCGAAACUUUGGGUCCUCCCUUAAAUGCAUCCACGCCGCUUACGGAAAUAACAGAAUCUAGCAUUGAAGCACCAGCUUAUUCACCGCUUACUCCAAAUCCACUUUUCGUAGCAAAUAAAAACAACAAAAAUCCAGCAUAUUUUCUACCGCCAUUGAUGACUCAGGUGUCAUCUGUUGAAACUUUGGGCUCUCCUUUAAUGGCGUCCACACCUGUGAUGGCAGUAGAAAUAACAGAGUCUAACAUUGAAGCUCCAGCUUUGUCUUCGGUUUCGUCAAAACUAUCUCCCGCUUUAAAUAAUAAAAUACCAGAAUCUUUUCCACCAUCGCCGAUGCCUCGAAUGUCACCUAAAACUAAAGAACUAUUAAAUAUUUUAGGAGAUUUUGAAGAUUUUAACAGUGAUGACUCCGUACAGGAUCCGGACUAUCAAAUUCACGAGAUGGAUAAUACUAGCUCUAGUGAAAGGUCAGACAAGUCAAAUUCUAUAAUUACUACGCAUGUUCUCGUUCAUCAUCAUGCCACAAAUAAACAAGACCAAGAAAUGACCACACACAGAAAUCACAACUACUGUGAUUUAGCAACGCACCAUGCAGUAUGUCCUGUUGAGAGUUUUCAGGAAGAAUCGAAUUCUGAUGCUAACAUAGAAAAUGCUACUAGUCGCAAUAGAGACCAUGAACAAAAUCUGUUAGUAAAAGAAAAAACGAGUUAUGAAGAAUGUAAUGAAGAUAACAUUUCUACAGGUCGUAAUACAAGUGGAAGACCACGUAGAGGAAGAAAGCGGAGGUUUGGUCAAUUGACUAGGGAAGAAAGGAAACAAAAUAAAUAUAAAAAUCUACCCUAUGUAAACUAUCGCAAGAAACAGGUGGAGUCUAAAUCAUUUAUAAAUUUUGACUGUGGUUGCUCCAAGAAAUGUUCUGCAAAAAUUUCUGUGGAAAAUAGAGAGGCCGAAUUUAAGAAAUUUUACGAGUUGGGAACAUAUCAUUCUCAAAAUAUGUAUAUUGUGGCUUGUGUGAAAGAACAACCUGUGAAACGCCCUUACAUAUCGUACAAUAUCUCGAAAAAAAAAACAUAUUCGCGUCAGUAUUUUUUGAAAGGUAUUUUGGUAUGUAGAGAUAUGUUCGUGAAGACCAUUCAGACCACCCCAAAAAGAAUUGAUACGGCUCUUAAAAAAAUGAGAACGGAUUCUGUCACUGACAAACGGGGUUCUGAUGAUCAAGGUCACUGCAACAUCUGGGUAGAAGGCGAAGCGGCAAGAGGCGCACAGGAAGUCGGAUCUUGCCUCAUCAAACACCUGUCAGAGAGACUCAAAGAAGGGGUAACUCACCUUAUUCUUUGGAGCGAUUCCUGUGGCGGUCAAAACCGCAACAUCAAGCUUACUCUUAUGCUUAAAGCUUUCUUAGAAGAUCACCAAACGUUGCAGCAAAUAAGCAUGAAGUUUUUGGAAUCGGGACAUAGCUUUUUGCCGAACGAUACAGAUUUCGGAAAGGUGGAAAAUGCGUUGAAAUACCAACAAAGAGUAUAUUCGCCUGAAGACUACAUAAAUAUUAUGAGAUCGUGCAAAAAACAUAAGCCCCUACAAGUUCACCGAAUGCAACCAACAGAUUUUCUUAGUUCACGUCCACUGGAGAAUAUUAUAACUAAUAGAAAGAAAUCACUUUCUGGAGAAAAAGUCUCCUGGCUGCAGACGAAAGAAAUUUUAUUAAAAAAGAAAGAGAUGUUUUCUUUAUUUAUGCGGUACAGUCUAGACGAUUCUUUUGUAGAAGUAGACCUGAAAAAAAAUUGCCGCGGCAGACAACGCUUCAUAUCAAAAAGUCUAAUGCAAAUGCUUUGGCCUGAUGGGAAGAUGAUACCACAAGCAAAGUUGAACGACAUAAAAAGCCUAAUGCAUUUGAUCCCACGUGAUGCUCAGGCAUUCUACAAAAAAUUGACUGGUGACAAUAGUAUAGAAGAUGAUGUAGACGGAUUUUCCGGGGAACCUGAUUUUGAGAUUGAAGUGGAAGUGGACCGCGAUCCUAUAUCUUGA